This is a messenger RNA of Cuscuta epithymum, 1343 nucleotides long. Lineage: Eukaryota; Viridiplantae; Streptophyta; Magnoliopsida; Solanales; Convolvulaceae. The record is from the annotation of a GenBank genome assembly.
GUUUCUUCAAAAGUUUUGGAUCUGAUUUGCAGAGUACGACACUCCACGGACCCCUACUCGGUCACAUCCCAUGCUCCUUGGUCCGAAGUCGCGGCGGAAACCGCUGCCGCAUGGCCUCUUCCUCCUUGGUUUUCCGGCGAUCUGAUCCCGCAGAUUCUUCAGCACUCCUCAAAACUGCAAAGCAAGUGUUUCGUUUUGCAAAUUCCUAUUGGGGCUCCUACGGAGAUUCACUUCUCGCUGCUGUUUGCCUUACUAUUGUUCCUCUUCCAUGCCUAUCAGGUCACCGCUCUAUCCAUGCCUUGCUAAUCUAUAGAUGUGGAGAUGUGGAGAUGUGGUGUGUGCGACGGAAUGGGGAUGUGGCCUGCUAAGAAAUUUAAAAGCAGGGCAAUUUGGUCAAAGGAGGUUUACUUAAGUCUUAUGCUAAUUUGUUGUCUUAUUUUUAGAAAAUUAGUAUGAUUAGAUCCUAUUUGUUGAAAUCUCCCUAUAAGAAAAUGUAACUUGCUGAUGAAAGCUGAAGUGUAACUCACGCUAUUAAAUAUGUAACUUGAUAUAAAUGUAAAUGUAAAUCAUUUUAUUAGAAAUGUAACUUCGCAAGGGACGGCUCAAUAGGACAAUAAAGAGUCAACUCAUCGUUUCAAUGAAGAACUAAUACAUAGUGAGGAACUUAAGCUACGGUACACAAAAAGGGAGGGGAUUCUCAAAGAUGGCUAUCUCAAAUGCAGUAAAUCAAUCCCAAAGUUAGGAGCCGGAGUUCAAUUCCUCAUCUCCUUAUCACACAUCCAUGCCCUGGAUCGAUCGGCGGGUUGUUGCUUGACAGCUUGAGAGCAGAGAUACGCAGCUGCCAGAUGAUUCCAUUGUAGGACAGCAAAGCUUUUUCUUCAGGCUUGGUGGGAGGCGGCUCAACAGGAAUCAGGAUCCAUAACUCCCGACGCUUCUUCCUUGCUCCAAAUCAAAUCAGCUAGGGCAUGAUGGGUUUACACAUUGGGAGUCGGCAGACUGUUUUUUAUUAAACAAAACGCCGUCGUUUGGGAUCAGCACACGCUGCGCAAGCUGGACCGAUCCCACGGUAUAAUUUGCGCAUAAUCGGAGGACCCAGGGGCGGAUGGCUGUGAGGGGCUCCAGCCCAGCCCAUAUAUGUUUUUUAUUAGUAGAGGUAUAGGUUUUAGGGAAAAUGGAAACUAAUAAUCCAACCUUUUAGCGGUCUUUUUUUAAUAGUCCGAUCUUUGCGUUAUUCAUGAAUAAUCCAACCUUUGCACCUCAUCUUCAUUCAUUGGUCCCCGACCGGUUGAUGACCUGCUAUUCCGAGUUAUUUUCUUAUCUUUGCAAACUAUUAUACCAUGAAU